AUGUGCCGUAUGACAAUUACUCCUGUAAAUUCUACAGAUGACUAUUUACAUUUCAAUAAAAACGAUGAAAAUUUUGUAACAAUUCAACUGAAUGAAAACCAAUCUUAUGAAAAAUCAUCAAUUUUAAAAAAUGAUUCACUUUAUACUACAAUUGAUGUAGACAAAACUUUUAAUAAUUACAAUGGAUUGACAAAGUUUCAAUUUUUUUUCUUAAUGCUUUUUAUGACUCACUAUGCUCUUUGUUCAUUGUUAUCUUUUUUCUCUACUGUUUCGGAUAUCAGAAAAUUAUUAUGUUAUCAGGAGCCAUAUUCUAAAGACUUGUUGACAUACAUUAAUGCUAACAUUGGUUUAAUAAUAUAUCUGUUUAUAUAUUUAUUAUUUGCUAUUGUCAAUAUUGUUAAUGCCAUUUUUAUUUCUAAGGAAAUACAUGAUCUGAUUAGAUAUGAUUUUUCAAAAAAUGAGAAAAUUUCAAAAUACUUGAAAUGUUUAAAAUAUACGAGCUAUGUCCACAUCAUGUUAGCUGGAGUUAUUUUGGCACAUUUACGUUGGAAUCCAAAAACAAGGCUUAUUUUAUUUGCUGGAAAAGGCCGUUCCCGGCGAUACUUAAUGAAAAAUUAUAGUACCAAAUAUUAUGUUGCUACUGGAAAAUUUGUCUCAAUGGUUUACUGGAAUUCUUCAGUACCAUUAGUUACAACAUCCAAUAAUAAUAAAGAAAAUCAUGAAGGUUUAUCAAUUAAAGAAAUUCUUCAAAAUUGUCCAAUUUUAAAUGAAAAAUACAUAGCACCAUUAUUAUGGGGUAAAAAUGGUCAUAUACAGACAGGAGCAUACGGAAUUUUAGGACAUCCCCAAUUACAAAGAACAUACAAUGAAAGAUGUUUUGUUGUUUUAGAUGAUAAUACUACAGUUAUUUAUGAUAUUUUUGAACCUAUAUCCAAAUCAUUACAUGAAAAAAAUAUUACUCUUGCAUUAUGUCCAGGAAUAGCUAAUAAUUCAGAGUCAAAUUAUAUUAGAACAUGUGUACAUUAUGCUCAACAACAUGGUUAUAGGAUAGCUGUAUUGAAUCAUCUUGGUUCAUUAAAAGAUGUUCAAUUGACAUCAAAUCGUAUUUUCUGUUAUGGUGGUACUAAAGAAUUGAAAGCUAUGAUGCUUGAUUUAUUUAAAAAAUAUCCUGACAGUAAAUUUAUUAAUAUUGGUUUUUCUAUGGGUGCUAACAUAACAACAAGAUGGAUUGGAAAAUUGACAGAAGAAAUGUCGGAAAAAAUUAUAUGUGGUAUGUCAAUAAAUCAAGGAUAUUGUGCUGUAAAAUCAUCGGUACUUCUUCAUGAUUGGGAAAAUGGAAGGAGAUUAUACAAUUAUAUUAUUACAGAAAAAGUUAAACAAAUAUUGUGGAAGCAUUAUGAUAAAGCUAUAGCUCCACAUGUUAAAUCUGGAUUGAUUGAUGAAGCAAAAAUAUGGGCUGCUUCAUCUAAUGUAACAUUAGAUGAACAUUACCAUAGAAGAGUUUAUGGAUUUAAUUCUGUAGAUGAUUUUUACGAGUGGUGUGGAUCAAUUAAUAGUAUUCCUAAAAUUAAGAUACCUAUGGUUUUUGUUAAUGCAGAGGAUGAUCCAAUAGUUCCAGAGCAAUUGUAUAAUCUAGUCCAAAAUAUUUGUGAAAAGAAAAACAAUUUAGCUCAUGUAUUAACAAAACAUGGAGGUCAUCUUGGAUUUUUAGAAGGCAAAAGUUUGAAGCCAAAUAGUGUUACAUGGAUAGAUAGAUUUAUAGUUCAGUAUGCUGAUGCAGCAGUCACAGCUUAUUAUUCACAGUAUUAA
Molecule: messenger RNA, 1809 nt
Organism: Strongyloides ratti
Lineage: Eukaryota; Metazoa; Nematoda; Chromadorea; Rhabditida; Strongyloididae
Product: Alpha/beta hydrolase2
Exons: 7
Coding region: 1-1809 (602 amino acids)
Biological process (GO): steroid hormone receptor signaling pathway; medium-chain fatty acid catabolic process; medium-chain fatty acid biosynthetic process
Cellular component (GO): sperm plasma membrane; sperm flagellum
Molecular function (GO): monoacylglycerol lipase activity; acetylesterase activity
Source: RefSeq, a predicted model, not a curated record